This is a messenger RNA of Brassica rapa (field mustard), 2758 nucleotides long. RefSeq lists its product as uncharacterized. The record is from RefSeq and is a predicted model, not a curated record. Gene Ontology annotation, cellular component: membrane. NCBI's taxonomy places the organism in Eukaryota, Viridiplantae, Streptophyta, Magnoliopsida, Brassicales, Brassicaceae.
UUCAUGUUUACUUAUAUUUGGUAUUGGUGGAAAGAUGACAUUUUUAGCAAAAGUUUCUAGUAAACCUUUCUCUCUUGGAUAGUUUCUGAUGCCAACAAAGACAGACUUUUAUUUAAGACUGUGGGGGCAAAAAAAUAUUGCAAAUGAAUCAAAUGAUCAAAGAAUAUAAUCAAAUCUUUCAGCUAAUAAACUAAUAUAGGCAAUGAUGUAACAAGACUACAAAGAGUAAAGUAAUGUCACGAGGCUAGCAAAAAGUAGGAUAAUAUUGUAGAUGCAUUAUAAACAUCGGCCAUGCUUAUUCAUUAUUAUGUCUUAAACAAUACAUAGUAUAUACUAUAUACUGAUCAUGUCUGUUCCCAUAACACAUGCCAAGAAAGUAACACACAAUCAAUCUCUUGCUCUCUCUCUUCCUGGCCAUUUCUCUCUUCCAACCCUUAAAUAAACUUAAAAUCUUCUCAGAAUCUUGUGGAUCCUGCUCACAUGGGCUCCAUACCAUUUAUCUUCAUCAUCCUUCUCUUCCAUUUACAGAAAUCAAAACCUCAGACGAUCCAAUCAGCACAUCUCCUUGAUCUAAUGAUCAGAGAUUACACCAUCAGAAACUUCAACAUACAUGUCAAGACAGGCACGGUCCAGAAAAUUCAUCUUCCAGCAAAUUUCUCAUCCAUUGAUAUCGAUACGGCUAAGUUUAGAUGCGGGAGUUUGAAGAGACACGGUGCAAGAAUAGGAGAGUUUCACUUUGGUCCGGGCUUGAGUGUGCAGCCAUGUGUUGAGAGAGUGAUUCUGGUGAGACAGAACUUGGGUCUUAACUGGUCUUCUUCUAUUUACUCAACCGGUUAUAACUUAACCGGUUACAAUUACCAGCUCGUGACUCCGGUUCUCGGUUUAUUGGCUUACAAUUCUAACCCGGACGGUGUGGCUGUGAACCCUUAUGAAGUAAACUUAAUGGGCACAGAGAAAGACCAUAUUCUGAUAGAUUUCUUGAGCAUCAAGUCAAGUGGUAGCCCUAGGAGUGUAAAUUCCUCUCUAUUGUGUGCGUGCUUCACAAGUAACGGUAACAUAACGUUCAAAGAGCAAGUUUCAGCCUAUGUUUGCUUGGGAACAGCACAGGGGCAUUAUGCGCUCGUGGCUAAACAUCAUGAUGGUAGUGGUGGUGGUGGGGUGAUAACGCCGUCGUCUUCACCUGGUGUAAAUAACGGGGGAGGUGGGAAGUUGAGCCGGUGGAAAGUGGCGGUAGGGAGUGUGAUUGGGUCAGUGAUUGGAGCGUUGCUGCUAGGGUUAUUGGUGGUGGCGAUGUUAGUGAAAGGUAAGAAGAAAGCGAUGAGAGAAGAGAUAGAGCAGAGAGCUUAUGAAGAAGAAGCACUUCAGGUUUCAAUGGUGGGUCACGUUAGGGCUAAUCCCAAUAAUAGGUACAGUAGCAAGUAACAACAUAACUUAAUAGUUAGAUCCUCCUUAAUCAUCAUUUGUUUUCCAUUUUUAGUGUUAUUUGAGCUUCUUAUAAAUGUUGUAGUGUGAUUUGUAAGAUCUAUUUCUUUCUUUUUUUGAAUGACAUGUUAAAUUUAGAUGUAAGAUCUGUCUCACUAUCUAGGAGAUAUAAUAUAUGCAUGGAAUUAACUGUUCAGAAAAUGAGUAACUUUUUUUUUUUUUUUUUGAACAUUUUCUUCAGAAAAUGAGUAAUUGAUCAAGGUAUUGUUACUUCAACCUGUUUUGGGUCAGUUAAUUAAUUUAAGAGCAUAUUAAUAGAAUAUGUAAUCUUUAUUUAUACGUUUUAAGUAUAAACACUUAUGAAUUGGAUGAAAACUCGAGGAAUUUAUAGCGAAAAGAUUCUUUUGACUAGAGUUUUCUUUUAAAUUUGUAUUGACAGUGGUUAGAUGAAUUUUAUAGUUACAAGUUUUUUUGGACCACCACAAUGUUUUACAGCGACUUCAGUUCUAAACCCCGCCCUGUAAUAUUAGUUUCGUCUAAAACAUUAUAAAUCAUGUGAUUUCUUAAUUUUGUUUUGGUUAUUUUUUCCCAGUCGAACUAGUAACAACACUUUGUAUUAUUUUUUAUACAAGGCUUAAAACCCACGUAUUUAGCAGGUAGACAAUAGCUCCUCCUAGAGAUGUCAACUGGUUUACCCAUCUCGUCCUGUUCCGUACCGCGUCGGACUAGUCAUCGAGCGAGUCACAGCAGAUAUGUUCCGCACGGACUGUGGUCUUCAAAAUGCCGGCUCAAAUCCGUACAGCAAAACAUAUAGGUCUUUGCGGGCCAUCCCGCGGGAUGUCUCUUUAUCAAACUACCUACUACAACUUCUUUCAUGAAAGUUCAAGUGGAAGAGUUGUGGAAGAGUUGUGUAAGAGAGUUGAAGAGAGUUCAUUAAGCUUCAUUAAAACCUUAUCAAAAUCAACACCAUAAAGCUUUGUUUGUGCUUGCGUUCUUGAGUUAAAAGCUUUUUUUUUUGAUAUCAGCAUAAGAUUUUAUUAAGUUUGAAUCUGAUUGACUUGUUGUCUUUAUAAUAACUUGGCUCAAGUAUUGUAUGUCUUCAUCAAACCAUCUCUCUUUGUAAUUCUUUGGAUUUCCAAAAAAAAAUUGUGAAUCACUUUGUCAAAUUUUACAAAUGAUAAAAUAUUCAACUAACUUUUCUCCUAAACAACAUCAUUGUAACCAAAUUUAAUUUAAGAAAAACACAAUUUCAUAGUACUGAAAACAAAACCAAUCAACUUAAACAAGAAAUCCCACAUUGUAAUAAUGCAAUUCAUAGUUGUGUAUAAUAAAAAGA